Messenger RNA from Toxotes jaculatrix (banded archerfish), 2875 nucleotides. RefSeq names its product solute carrier family 30 member 5 (gene slc30a5). Gene Ontology annotation, cellular component: membrane; Golgi apparatus. The record is from RefSeq and is a predicted model, not a curated record. The transcript is spliced from 16 exons. Gene Ontology annotation, molecular function: zinc ion transmembrane transporter activity. Lineage: Eukaryota; Metazoa; Chordata; Actinopteri; Toxotidae. Bases 455 to 2773 code for a protein of 772 amino acids. Gene Ontology annotation, biological process: zinc ion transport; transmembrane transport; intracellular zinc ion homeostasis.
AGUGCUGCAGCUGUUUGGCCAGCUCAGUGUUUCUUCCAAGACGGACUUCAGCGUUAACUGUGGUCAGAUCGACCUAAAACUUGUAAAUUAUUUUGUUCUAGCUAAGCGGCCACAUGUGUUCAUUUGACGUACAUCGUACACAGGGGGCGUGUCGUUGCUAGAAACUUUGGAUAGAAAUCUAACUGGCAUGCCAGAUAGCUAGCUAGCUAGCUAGCUAACAGGCUAAGAGCCUGCCAGCUGACUGUUGGUUUGUGUUUGUUUCCAAUUCAGUUUACAGAUUUAGUUGAUUUAAAACGGGAGGAUGUGUGAGGACCAGAAGAACUCUGUUCGUUUUCUUCAGCUGUGAAAGGGCUUUGGUUUAAUUUCGCUAUUCCAAGUAGCAGCGAUGAGAAGGUAACGGGGACAUAAGUACUGGAACUGGACUUAAACUGGUCGAGUUUGGGGGACGUGAAAAAUGGAAGACAAAUACAGCAGCAACGUACUCUCAGGGGGGAAACUGGGCAUGGUCGAAGUGCCCAAUUCCAGAUUAACCAGGUAUAUAGUUUUACUGGUCGUCUCCAAGGUCCUCAAGGCUCUUGGGAUCUUUGAAUCAUAUGAUAUCCUAAAAGUUGUUCACAUUGUCCAAUUCAUCUUCGUACUAAAAUUAGGGACUGCUGUUAUUCUACUUUUCUUUCAAAAGCCUUUCUCUUCAGGGAAAGUUAUAUCAAAAAGACAGUGGAUAAAGUUACUAAAGCAUGCAGUUCUCAGCUGCGUCAUAUCUCUCCUGGGAUUCUUUGGUCUAACUCUCUGUGGACCUCUAAGGACAUUGUUACUUUUUGAGCACAGUGAUGUGGUGGUCAUUGCUCUCCUUGGUGUCCUGUUCACCAGCUCAGGAGGGGGACCAUCCAAGACCAGAGGCGCUGCUUUCUUCAUCAUUGCUGUGAUCUGCCUCCUCCUCUUUGACAACGAUGAUCUCAUGGCAAAGAUGGCUGAGCACCCUGAGGGACACCAUGACAGCGCGCUCACUCAUUUCCUCUACACUGCCAUUGCAUUUUUAGGGGUUGCGGAUCAUAAAGGUGGUGUUGUGCUGCUGGUGGUCUCCCUGUGUCUGAAGGUGGGCUUCCACACGGCCUCCAGGAAGUUAUCAGUGGAAAUUGGUGGUGCAAAACGCCUCUAUGCCCUUGACAACCUGGUUUCUGCCAUGGUGCUGCUUCCCUGGGUCAUCGUGCUCUCAGCAACCACGGAGAGUAAAGUUGAAUCUUGGUCGUCCCUCAUCCUGCCUUUCGGGAUGAUCAUCUUCUCCGUGAUGAUCCUGGAGUUUUACGUGGAGGCCAUCUGCAAUGCAAAGAUGGAGAUGCCGAGGUGCGCCCGCUAUGGCACCAUCGCCCUCUUCCUCAGUGCCCUGCUGCUGGCCAACUUCUGGACUCACCCGCUGACGGAUCAGCUGCGUUCCAUGAGCAAGCCGCCUCAGCAGGUCAGCACGGAGCACGUGCUCUCUGGAGGAGUGCUAGUCAGCGCCAUCUUCUUCAUCAUGUCGUCCAGUAUUCUCUCGUCUCCCUCAAAGAAAGGUCAGAAGGGCACCUUGGUAGGUUACUCACCUGAAGGGACUCCUCUGUACAACUUCAUGGGCGACGCCCUGCAGCACACAUCGCAGUCUCUGCCACGGUUCAUCAAAGAUUCACUGAAACAAAUCCUGGAGGAAUACGACUCCAGACAAAUCUUCUACUUCCUGUGUCUCAACCUGGCUUUUACCUUUGUGGAGCUGUUUUAUGGUGUUUGGACAAACAGCCUGGGGUUGAUCUCUGAUGGCUUCCACAUGCUAUUUGACUGCUCUGCUUUAGUCCUGGGCCUGUUUGCUGCCCUCAUGACCCGCUGGAAAGCUACCAGGAUCUUUUCCUAUGGGUAUGGUCGUGUUGAAAUUCUUUCUGGAUUCAUCAACGGCCUGUUCCUGAUGGUCAUUGCUUUCUUUGUCUUUGUGGAGUCGGUCACCCGUUUGUUGGAUCCUCCUAAUAUAAACACAGACAUGCUGACUCCGGUGUCUGUCGGAGGCUUACUGGUCAACCUGGUGGGUAUCUGCGCUUUCAGUCACGCUCACUCCCACGGCGGCAAAAGCUGCUCAUCACAUGACCACGGCCACUCGCACCACGGCCACUCCCACAGCGAGCAUAGCCACGGAGGUCACGGCCACUCUCAUGGAGGACACGGGCACGGCGGACACGGGCACUCCCACAGCUCUGCGGGUGGAGGCAUGAACGCUAACAUGAGAGGUGUUUUCCUUCAUGUCCUGGCUGAUACUUUAGGCAGCGUUGGUGUGAUCAUCUCCACCAUCCUCAUCCGGCAGUUCGGCUGGUUGAUCGCUGACCCUAUUUGCUCGCUCUUCAUCGCCACGCUCAUUUUUCUCAGCGUCAUCCCUCUGCUCAAAGACGCCUGUGAGGUUCUUCUUCUGCGAACUCCCCCAGAACACGAGAAGGACCUGAACGGUGCACUGGAGAAGGUCGAGAAGAUUGAAGGAGUGUUGUCAUACAGAGACCCUCAUUUCUGGAGGCAUUCAGCCAACAUGAUCGCAGGGACCAUCCACCUUCAGAUCAUGUCAGAUGUGGUGGAGCAGAGGAUCAUACAGCAGGUGACAGCCAUUUUGAAAGACGCGGGGGUGAAUAAUCUGUCGGUCCAGGUUGAGAAGGAGGCGUACUUCCAGCACAUGUCUGGACUCAGCACCGGAUUUCAUGAGGUUCUGGCAAUGACGCAGCAGAUGGAGUCCAUGAAGUAUCUGAAAGAUGGGACGUGCAUCAUGUAGCGUCCAUCUGUGGGACCAAAUGAAACUUUAGUGAUUCUUCUUUUUUGAAAUGUACAGUGUAUGUAUGUGCUUUAAAUAAAUCUGAAUAUAUUGGUUUUAUCA